Molecule: messenger RNA, 11640 nt
Organism: Gekko japonicus
Lineage: Eukaryota; Metazoa; Chordata; Lepidosauria; Squamata; Gekkonidae
Gene: CELSR3
Product: cadherin EGF LAG seven-pass G-type receptor 3
Exons: 55
Coding region: 1-11640 (3879 amino acids)
Biological process (GO): homophilic cell-cell adhesion; transmembrane transport; cell surface receptor signaling pathway
Cellular component (GO): plasma membrane
Molecular function (GO): G protein-coupled receptor activity; calcium ion binding
Source: RefSeq, a predicted model, not a curated record
AUGCAGAAUGAGUUAGCUCUCCCUUCCCCGUGUGCCCAGGCGAGGAGGAGGAGGAGGAGGAGGAGGGAGGGGUCACCGCUACCCUUGUUGAGGUCUCGAAGAGCGGCCAAUCGCCAUCCCCUCUUCCCUCAAUACAAUUACCAGGUUCAGGUGGCUGAAAACCAACCUCCGGGGACCCCUGUGAUAACAAUGGCAGCUCAAGACCCCGAUUCAGGUGAUGCUGGGCGGCUAGUGUACUCCAUGGAUGCCCUGAUGAACAGCAGGUCGCUGAAGCUGUUUAGCAUAGACUCCCACAACGGCCUCAUCACCACCACUGAAGUUUUAGACAGGGAGAAUAUGGAUUUACACUACUUCCGGGUGACUGCUGUGGAUCAUGGGGUUCCCCGUCUUUCAGCCACCACCAUGGUUGCUAUCACAGUGGCAGACAGGAAUGACCAUAAUCCAGUAUUUGAGCAGAGUGAGUACAGAGAGACUAUCAGAGAAAAUGUAGAAGAGGGCUACCCUAUCUUACAGCUGAGGGCCACAGACGUGGACUCCCCGCCCAAUGCCAACAUAAGAUACCGUUUUGUAAAUGCUCAGGCAGCCCACUCUGUCUUUGAAAUAGAUUCACGGUCAGGGCUGAUCACCACAAGUGGGCAAGUGGACCGGGAGAAAAUGGAGAAAUAUUCCUUGGUGGUGGAGGCCAAUGAUCAAGGUAAAGAACCUGGUCCUCGAUCCGCCACAGUUAGAGUCUAUAUCACAGUCCUUGAUGAGAAUGACAAUGUCCCCCAGUUCAGUGAGAAGCGCUAUAUAGUCCAGGUACGAGAGGAUAUAAGACCCCAUUCAGAAAUCCUGAGAGUUACUGCCACUGACUUGGACAAGGACAAUAAUGCUUUGGUCCACUACAACAUCAUCAGUGGGAACAGCAGAGGCCAGUUUUCCAUUGACAGUGUAACGGGGGAAAUACAGGUGGUGGCUCCUUUGGAUUUCGAAGUUGAGCGAGAGUAUGCCCUGAGAAUACGUGCCCAGGAUGCAGGGCGGCCUCCUCUAUCUAACAACACAGGUAUGGUUAGCAUUCAGGUGGUGGACAUUAAUGACCACGCCCCCAUUUUUGUCAGCACUCCCUUUCAAAUAUCUGUCCUGGAAAAUGCCCCUUUUGGUCAUUCAGUAAUUCACAUCCAGGCUGUGGAUGCAGAUUAUGGAGAAAACUCUCGACUGGAGUACAAGCUUACUGGAAUCUCCUCCGAUACCCCCUUCGUGGUGAACAGUGCCACUGGCUGGAUUACUGUGAGCGGCCCCUUGGAUCGAGAGACUGUGGAGCACUACUUCUUUGGGGUAGAGGCCCGGGACCACGGCUCCCCAACUUUAUCAGCUUCUGCUAGUGUCACCAUCACUGUAAUGGAUGUAAAUGACAAUCGCCCUGAAUUCACUCAGAAAGAAUAUUUCAUCCGUCUCAAUGAAGACGCCGCUGUGGGGACCAGCGUCCUCAGCGUCACAGCCAUCGAUCGGGAUGUGAACAGUGCCAUCAGCUACCAGAUAACAGGUGGGAACACACGGAACCGUUUUGCCAUCAGCACUCAGGGGGGAGUGGGUCUGAUAACCCUCUCUUUGCCUCUGGAUUACAAGCAGGAGAGGCGCUACGUGCUCACAGUGACGGCUUCUGAUCGGACUCUGCAUGACAAUUGCCACGUGCACAUCAACAUUACUGAUGCCAACACUCAUAGGCCAGUGUUUCAGAGUGCCCAUUACUCUGUGAGUGUUAAUGAGGAUCGUCCUGUAGGGAGCACGGUGGUAGUGAUCAGUGCCACAGACGACGAUGUGGGGGAGAAUGCCAGGAUCACCUACUACUUGGAGGACAAUAUCCCCCAGUUUCGCAUCGAUGCCGACACUGGUGCCAUCACGUUACAGGCAGAGCUGGAUUAUGAGGACCAGGUCACCUAUACUCUGGCUAUUACAGCCAAAGAUAACGGGAUCCCUCAGAAAGCAGAUACAACCUACGUAGAGAUCAUGGUCAAUGACGUUAAUGACAAUGCUCCCCAGUUUGUUAGUGCUCACUAUCAAGGCAUCAUCUCUGAGGACAGCCCUCCCUUCACCAGCGUCCUUCAGAUCUCUGCCACUGACCGGGAUGCCCACGUCAACGGACGGGUGCAGUACACCUUCCAGAGUGGGGAGGAUGGGGAUGGGGACUUCACAAUAGAGCCCACUUCUGGGAUUAUCCGCACUGUCCGCAAGCUGGACCGUGAGACCAUCCCUGUCUAUGAACUCACUGCGUAUGCUGUGGACAGGGGAGCCCCACCUCAAAGAACUCCUGUCCAUAUUCAAGUCACCAUCCAAGAUGUCAAUGACAAUGCCCCUGUCUUUCCAGCGGAGGAGUUUGAGGUCUUAGUGAAGGAGAACAGCAUUGUGGGUUCCGUCGUGGCUCAGAUUACAGCCGUCGAUCCCGAUGAGGGACCCAAUGCCCAGAUCAUGUAUCAGAUUGUUGAAGGCAACAUCCCGGAAAUUUUUCAGAUGGACAUAUUUUCAGGUGAGCUCACUGCCCUGAUCGACCUGGACUAUGAGACUAAGUCGGAGUACGUCAUCGUAGUUCAGGCAACCUCCGCCCCCCUCGUCAGCAGAGCCACCGUUCACAUCAAGCUCAUUGACCAGAACGACAACAGCCCCGUCCUUAAAAACUUCCAGAUCCUCUUUAACAACUACAUCUCCAACAAGUCCAACACCUUCCCUUCGGGGGUGAUAGGAAGGAUCCCCGCUUAUGACCCAGAUGUGUCUGACAGACUCUACUACACCUUUGAACGAGGAAACGAGCUGCACUUGUUGAUUGUCAACCAGACGAGUGGGGAACUCCGCCUGAGCCGCAAGCUGGACAACAACCGCCCUUUGGUGGCCUCCAUGCUGGUGACUGUCACAGAUGGGAUCCACAGCGUCACAGCCCAGUGCGUCCUGCGGGUCAUUGUAAUCACUGAGGAUAUGUUAGCCAACAGCAUCACUGUGCGUCUAGAAAACAUGUGGCAAGAGCGGUUCCUCUCACCACUUCUAGCCAGUUUCUUAGAGGGUGUGGCCACAGUGCUAGCCACGCCCAAGGAGGAUGUCUUCAUCUUUAAUAUUCAGAACGACACCGAUGUUGGAGGCCAAGUGUUGAAUGUCAGUUUCUCGGCAAUGGCGCCUCGUGGGGGCCACUUCUUCAGCUCUGAAGAACUUCAGGAGCAACUGUACAUGAAGCGCAUGACCCUGACCUCUGUCUCCAUGCUGGAGGUGCUGCCCUUUGAUGAUAAUGUUUGCCUUCGUGAACCUUGCCAGAAUUACAUGAAGUGCAUCUCAGUGCUCAAGUUUGACAGCUCAGCUCCCUUCAUCGCCUCCCCCUCCACCCUCUUCCGACCCAUCCACCCUAUUACAGGCCUGCGAUGCCGGUGCCCCCAAGGAUUCACUGGGGACUAUUGUGAAAUGGAGAUCAACCUCUGCUAUUCCAACCCUUGCCAAAAUGGAGGUGUCUGCACCCGCAAGGAAGGUGGUUACACCUGCAUCUGCCGCCAGCAUUUCACAGGUGACAAUUGUGAAGUGGACAGCCGGACAAGCCGCUGUGUCCCUGGCGUGUGCAGGAAUGGAGGCACCUGUACCAACUCUGCAGAUGGCGGCUUCCUGUGCCAGUGCCCACCCGGGGGCUUCGAAAAGCCUUACUGUGAAGUAUCCACACGCUCCUUCCCCCCCAAGUCUUUCAUCAUGUUCCGAGGGCUGCGCCAGAGGUUCCACCUCACCCUCUCCCUCUCAUUCGCCACCUUAGAGGACAGUGGUCUCCUAAUCUACAAUGGGCGUCUGAAUGAGAAGCAUGACUUCCUGGCUGUAGAGAUUGUGGACGGGCAGGUGCAGCUGAAGUACUCCACAGGUGAGUCAAGCACUGUGGUUACCCCGCAUGUGCCAGGAGGUGUGAGUGAUGGGCAGUGGCAUACAGUGCAGCUUCAUUAUUACAACAAGCCCAAGAUCAGCUCCCUGGGUUCAGUUCAGGGGCCUUCCAAAGACAAGGUGGCAAUCCUAAUGGUGGACAAAUGUGAUGCAUCUGUGGCACUGCAGUUUGGCAACGAGAUUGGGAACUACUCCUGUGCAGCAGAAGGGGUUCAGUCCAGUUCCAAAAAAUCGCUGGACCUCACUGGGCCCUUGCUCCUUGGAGGGGUCCCCAAUCUGCCUGAGAAUUUUCCUGUUGAGCACAGGGAGUUUGUGGGGUGCAUGAGAGAUCUGUACAUUGACAGUAAACGCAUUGACCUGGCUUCCUACAUUGCAAACAAUGGGACUUCCACAGGUUGCCAUGCCAAGCACUCCUUCUGCGAUUCAAACCCUUGCAAGAACAGCGGCACCUGCACUGUGGGCUGGUCCACCUUCACCUGCAAGUGCCCCGUAGGCUUUGGAGGCAAGGACUGCCAGCAUGUCAUGCACCAUCCUCACCGUUUCCAAGGCAACAGCAUCCUUUACUGGGACUUCAAGAAUGAAGUGAAAAUCUCCACUCCCUGGUAUAUGGGCCUAGCAUUCCGGACACGCCAACUGGAGGGAGUGUUGCUUCAGGCUCAUGCAGGCCAGUACACCACCCUACUGUGCCAGCUGGACUCCGGCCUGCUCUCCUUCAUGGUGAACAGGGGCUCCGGGCGUAUCACCAAGCUCCUCGUGGACCACAUGCAGCUGAAUGAUGGGAAAUGGCAUGACCUACAACUUCAGCUACAAGAUGUACGCGGCAGCCGAGAGACACGCUACAUCAUCACUCUCAAUCUGGACUUUGGACUCUACCAGGACACCAUAGCUGUUGGAAAUGAGUUGCAUGGUCUGAAAGUUAAGCAUCUCCAUGUUGGGGGAAUCUUUGAUUCUGGUAAAGUGCAUCGUGGUUUGGAGGGCUGCAUCCAGGGAGUGCACCUAGGUGACACGCCCACAGGGAAUGCGUUAGUUAAGCCCAGCAGCACUUUGAACGUGGAGGCAGGGUGCACUGUGGCCAACCCUUGUGACUCCAGUCCUUGUCCAGACAACAGUAUAUGCCAGGACAAGUGGCAAACCUAUUCUUGUGUGUGCCAGCCAGGCUACUAUGGUGAGAGCUGUGUUGAUGCCUGCCAUCUGAACCCUUGCAAGAACAAGUCAGUGUGUCGACGAAAGCCAGGUUCACCCCAUGGCUAUGUCUGUGAGUGCGGAGAAAACUACUUUGGACAAUAUUGUGAGCACAGGAUGGACCAACAAUGCCCCAAGGGCUGGUGGGGAAACCCAACAUGUGGACCCUGCAACUGUGAUGCAGCCAAAGGAUUUGACCCAGACUGUAAUAAAUCCAAUGGGCAAUGUCGUUGUAAGGAAUUCCAUUAUCGUCCCAAAGGAAGUGACACCUGUCUUCCCUGUGACUGCUAUCCCAUUGGCUCCUCCUCCCGUUCCUGUGAUCAGGAAACGGGCCAGUGCCACUGCAGGCCAGGUGUGAUUGGCCGACAGUGCAACAGUUGUGACAGUCCUUUUGCAGAGGUGACUCCCAGUGGUUGUCAGGUGCUCUACGAUGCAUGCCCUAAAUCUCUGAAAGCUGGAGUGUGGUGGCCCCAGACCAAGUUUGGCUUGCCAGUGGCAGUACCUUGUCCCAAAGGUUCCUUGGGUGCGGCCGUUCGGUACUGUGAUGAGGAGAGAGGCUGGAUGGAACCAGAUCUCUUCAACUGCACAUCACCCGCCUUUAAGGAGCUCUCAGCACUGCUGGAGGGUCUGGAAAGGAAUGAAACUGAACUGAAUACCAUAGAAGCCAAGAAACUGGCCCACCAGCUACGGGCAGUGACAGACCAGAUGGAGCGCUACUUUGGCAAUGAUGUUCAUAUCACAUACCGCCUGCUGUCCCGCUUGAUGGCAUUUGAGAGCAGGCAGCAUGGCUUUGGCCUCACAGCCACCCAAGAUGCCCACUUCAAUGAGAACCUGCUGAAGGCUGGCAGCUCAGUGCUAGCGCUAGAGAACCGGGAGCACUGGGACACGUUGCUACAGAACGAUCACGGUAGUGCAGGCCUGAUGGAACAGUUGAGAGAGUACACCGGCACACUGGCCAGCAACAUGAAACUCACCUACCUCAACCCUGUUGGUGUGGUAACCCCCAAUAUUGUGCUCAGCAUUGACCGUAUGGAGAAUACCACUAACACCAGGAGACGCUACCCUCGUUAUCACAGCAGCCUCUUCCGCGGCCAGGCCAUGUGGGACCCACACACCCACAUAGUCCUUACACCUCCCAAAGUAGAAGCUCCAACCACCGCUACAUCUGUAUCAGCCAGCAGUGAAACCAAUGACACCAUGGAAAGCUCCCCCCCAAAGCACUCCCUGCCAGAACCUGAGCCUGCUGUAACUAUCCUCAUCCUCAUAAUCUACCGCACACUUGGAGGGCUUCUGCCUGCCCGCUACCAGGUGGAUCGCCGCAAUCUCAGGCUCCCCAAAAACCCUGUUAUGAAUUCCCCCAUAGUGAGUGUGUCUGUGUUCAGCAAUCACACCUUUCUCCAGGGAACUUUGGAGACACCCUUAGUGCUAGAAUUCCGCCUGCUUGAGACUGUCAACCGCAGCAAGCCCCUCUGUGUUCAGUGGAAUCACUCUAGCCAAAUCGAGCCCACUGGUUUCUGGACAGCACGGGACUGUGAUCUUGUGUAUCGAAAUACCACGCACGUCCGCUGCCACUGCUCCCAGUUUGGCACUUUCGGAGUCCUGAUGGACAGCUCCCACCGAGAGCAGCUGGAGGGCGACCUGGAGACCUUGGCCAUUGUGACCUAUUCCUUGGUGUCUCUCUCCCUGGUGUGCUUGCUGCUGACCUUCUCCUUCCUGGUAUGCCUGAAAGGUCUCAAGUCCAACACUCGGGGCAUCCACUGUAACAUCUCUGUCACCCUCUUCUUCUCAGAGCUUCUCUUUCUCUUGGGCAUCAACCAAACUGAAAACCAGGUGAGAGAAAGGGGGGAGGGAAGGACCAGUUGUGGGGAAUGUGGCACUGUAUUUGUUGGACUUUCCAAAGUCAGCGGGGAUGUUAAAGAAAUCAUGUUAAGGGAGAAAUCGUUCCUCUGCACUGUGAUUGCCAUCCUGCUGCACUACUUCUUCCUCUCCACGUUUGCUUGGCUCUUUGUGCAAGGGCUCCAUAUCUACCGCAUGCAGACUGAAGUCCGCAAUAUCAACUAUGGAGCCAUGAGGUUCUACUAUGCCAUCGGUUGGGGGGUCCCUGCCAUCAUUGCCGGGUUAUCAGUUGGCUUGGAUCCAGAGGGCUACGGGAACCCAGAUUUCUGCUGGAUUUCCAUUCAUGAUAAACUGAUCUGGAGUUUUGCCGGGCCCAUUGCUGUUGUCAUUCUGAUGAAUGGGGUGAUGUUCUUGCUGGUGGCAAAGAUGCUGUGUUCCCCAGGGCAGAAGGAAACCAAGAAGAAAUCCGUUCUCAUGACGCUGCGCAGCUCCUUCGUUCUGCUUCUAGUUAUUAGCACUACUUGGCUCUUUGGCCUCUUGGCUGUCAACAACAGUGUCCUGGCUUUCCACUACCUCUACACUAUCCUCUGCAGCCUUCAGGGCUUGGCGGUGCUGGUUCUGUUCUGUGUCCUGAACGAAGAGGUGCAGGAAGCCUGGAAGCUAGCCUGCCUUGGCAAAAAGGGUCAGAGUGAGGAAGCCAACAGAGGUGGUCAGGGCCCUAAUGCCUACAACAACACAGCUCUGUUUGAGGAGAGUGGUCUCAUCCGUAUCACCCUGGGAGCUUCCACCAUCUCAUCUGUCAGCAGCGUGCGCUCAGCCCGCACCCAUUCCAGCCAGCGAGGCUACCUCAGAGAGAACAUGAUGGCACAUCAAGGCUCAGCCCUGGAUCAUAACUUGCUCAAUCAUGCCGGCCCCACAGACCUUGAUGUAGCUAUGUUUCACCGAGAUGCAGGGCCAGAUUCUGACUCAGACAGUGACCUCUCUCUCGAUGAAGAACGCAGCCUCUCCAUCCCAUCGUCAGAGAGUGAGGAGAACGUGCAUCUCCGGGGCAGGUUCCAGCGCCAGUUCAAAAGGGCAGCACACAGCGAGAGGCUUCUCACCAACCCUUCCAACACCACACCCAAAGAUGUAGAUGGCAAUGACCUGAUGUCUUAUUGGCCAGCACUGGGUGAAUGUGAAGUUCACCCCUGCUCCCUCCAGAAGUGGGGCUCAGAGAGGAAACUUGGAUUUGAUGUCAACAAAGAUGCUGCCAACAAUAACCAGCCGGACCUGGCCUUAACCAGUGGAGAUGAGAACUCCCUCACCCAGACCCAACGACAGAGGAAAGGCAUCCUGAAGAAUCGCCUCCAGUACCCUCCAGCUCUGCAAGGCCUGUCAUCCGUGGGCAGAAUGACCAAUGAGCUUUCCUGGUACAAAACAUCCACCCUGGGUCACAGGGCUGUUCCUGCGGCUUCUUAUGGCAGGAUUUAUUCUGGCACAGGCAGCCUCUCUCAGCCAGCAAGCCGUUAUUCUUCACGGGAACAACUUGACAUGCUGAUGAGAAGGCAGAUGUCCAGGGAACAGCUGAGCCGGAAUAAUUCUGGCGAGUGCCUGGAAGCCAGCAGGCAUGGGUCUCGGGAACAACUGGACACUAUUCUGAACAGGCCUGGGUCAAGGGAGCAUCUGGACACGAUCCUCAGCCAGCAUGGGUCUAGGGAGCACCUGGCAAGCAUACCCAGUAGGCAUGGGUCUAGAGAAAACCUAGGUGAAGUAGCUACUGGACAUGAUCAAAGAAUUCAUGGAAACACUCUGCCUAGGAGGCAGGGAUCUAGAGACCAUCUCAAUACUUUGCCCUGUAGGUUUGGGUCACGGGAACGGCUAGAGUGUGGUGGGGCAGUAAGAGAGAUCUCUAGAGAAUGGGUGAACACCAUGCCCAAUAGGCAAGCAUUAAGAGAUCGUAUGGACACUUUGCCAAGUCGAGACACUUCUCGAGAACAGCUGGAUUUGCUAUCUAGAAGGCAGCCUUCAAGGGACCAACUAGCGUCAGCUAGACAAAUAUCAAGAGAUCAGCUAGACGUCUUAUCCAGAAGAUCUAAUUCCAGAGAGCAUCUGGACACAGUGCCUGGCAGGCAGGCUUCUCGGGAAGACCUAGAGGGCCUUUCUAGACAGCAGCCUUCUAGAGAAAAUCUCGAACUCCUCUCCAGAGGGCUUCCUUCUAGAGAAAAUCUUGAAGCAAUUCCCAGCCGUCACCCAUCCACAGAGCAAUUAGACAUCCUUUCUUCUAUUCUGGCUUCUUUUAACUCCUCUGUCUUGUCCUCUGUGCAAUCAUCCAGUACCCCCUCAGGCCCACAGACCACACCCACACCUUCUGCGGCACAGACGUCCUCUACACCAUCCAUGCUGUGCCCUUCACCACCUCGAUCUGCCACAUCUCACAUCCUAAAACCAGCCUGUAGAUCAAGAAUGAUCAUUGACCAGGAAAUGGAGAAAAAUGAGCUUCAGUUGUACCCUCGGGAGGAGCACAGCGUGCUGAGUGAGGCUGAAUUAGAAAAGCUGGGCCUGAGAAACCAGGCGCCAUCGCCCUCCAUCUGUACCAGGAUUCAGAAGAUAAGGUGCUCGGGUUCAACUGCAAAGUCCUUGCUGUAUCAGCUGCUCCCCAUCCUGACUUGGUUACCACGAUACCCAGUCAAGGAAUGGCUAUUGAAGGACAUAAUCUCAGGAUUCAGCGUGGGAAUCAUGCAUCUUCCCCAGGGUUUGGCCUAUGCGCUUCUAGCGGGGCUGCCUCCUGUCACUGGCUUGUAUUCAUCCUUCUAUCCUGUCCUGCUGUAUUUCUUCUUUGGGACGUCUAGACACAUCUCUGUGGGUGAGCCAUGUACUCGGUCUCCCCACUCAAGCGUCUGUCUCCUUCCCGCAGGGCCGUUUGCAGUCAUCUCUGUGAUGAUUGGGAGUGUGACAGAUUCGUUGGAACCAAGCAGCAAGUAUCUGGAAAUUAUCAAUGGUACAAAUAAAACAACAAUCAUCAAUUAUGCCCUAAGGGAUGCUGCCAGGGUGGAGCUGGUGGCUGCACUCACCUUCUUGGUGGGCACGUUUCAGGUUGCCCUUGGCCUGCUGCAGUUUGGCUUUGUGGCCAUCUACCUAUCUGAACCCUUGGUACGAGGCUACACCACUGCUGCUUCUGUCCAGGUGCUGAUCUCCCAGCUGAAGUACAUAUUUGGGUUUGACGUGGAAGAAUAUUCGGGUCCAUUGUCACUGAUCUAUACUUUUGUGGAAAUCUGCAAACGAUUGCCAGAGACCAACAUUGGCACCUUGAUCACUUCAUUAAUUGCCUUGGUUUGCAUUCUGCUGGUGAAGAUGCUCAAUGACAGAUUUGCCAAGAAGCUUCCACUGCCCAUCCCUGUGGAACUGCUCACAAUCAUCAUCUCCACAGCGAUUUCCUAUGGUGCCAAACUGUAUGCAAAUUUUGGGGUUAGUGUUGUAGGUGACAUCCCCAGUGGGAUGAGACCCCCUGAAGUCCCCAAUGUAAACUAUUUUGGGAAGGUUGUGGGCAAUUCUUUUGCCAUCGCUAUGGUUGGUUAUGUCAUUUGUAUCUCACUUGGCAAGAUCUUUGCCCUCAGGCAUGGCUAUACUGUGGACAGCAACCAGGAGCUGAUAGCACUGGGGCUCAGUAACUUUGUGGGUUCCUUCUUCCAAUGCUACAGCAUCAGCUGCUCUAUGUCCCGCUCCCUAGUGCAGGAGAGCACAGGAGGCCAUAGCCAGGUGGCUGGGUUGGUCUCUUGCCUUAUCAUCCUUGCGACCAUCUUGAAGAUUGGGGAGCUUUUCUAUGAACUUCCCAAAGCUAUUUUAGCUGUCAUUAUUCUUGCUAACCUGAAGGGCAUGUUCAAACAGUUCAAAGAUAUUCCUGAACUUUGGAGAUCCAACUUUGUUGACCUGCUGAUCUGGCUUGUAACCUUUGUAGCCACCAUUGUGCUGAACCUUGACAUGGGGCUGGGGGUCGCUGUGGUCUUUUCACUUCUCACUGUUGUCUUCAGGACCCAGAUGGCCAAGUAUUCCAUCUUGGGGCAAGUGUCCAAGACAGGCAUUUACAAAGAUGUAGCUGAGUAUGACAAGGCUGAGAAGAUCCCAGGUGUGACAAUUUUUCACUCCUCUGCUACCGUUUAUUUUGCUAAUGCCGAACUGUAUGCAGGGGCCCUAAAGAAGAAGUGUGGUGUUGAUGUGGAUAACCUCAUUAAAAGGAAGAAGAAAGCUCUGAAGAAAGCAGAAAAGAAAGCCAAGAAAGAAGCCAAGAAAGAAGCCAAGAAGAAUAAGAAACUGCCCUCAACAUUGCCAUGGUAUUCAAUAUGGUCAUCUAUGAGGGAGCCAGGUGGUGAUUGCAAUGGCGGUGACAUAAUAGUGCCUGAGCAUAAUGGAAGUGUGAAGGAUUUGGAGCCUCAAAACAACAUCCAGCCACAACCUUGUUACAAACCCACCUUGGAAUCUCUGGGGGUUGAAAAACCUCCUCUUCACUCUCUCAUCCUUGACUUCACUCCUGUCAACUUUGUAGAUACUGUCUGUAUAAAGACCUUAAAAAAUAUAUUUAGAGAUUUCCGGGAGAUUGAAGUAGACGUGUAUCUUGUGGGUUGCCAUGCUUCCGUCAUAAGAGAGCUGGAAAGAGGCAACUUCUUCAGUGAAACCAUCACCAAGCACCACCUUUUUGUAUCAGUGCAUGACGCUGUUACCUAUGUCACUAGGAAACAUGGUGAACAGGAAACCAAAGGGGUAUUCAGUUAA